Molecule: messenger RNA, 986 nt
Organism: Cicer arietinum (chickpea)
Lineage: Eukaryota; Viridiplantae; Streptophyta; Magnoliopsida; Fabales; Fabaceae
Product: E3 ubiquitin-protein ligase AIRP2
Biological process (GO): protein ubiquitination
Cellular component (GO): cytosol
Molecular function (GO): ubiquitin protein ligase activity
Source: RefSeq, a predicted model, not a curated record
UCAUAAGUUGCUUGCACCAAGAUUUUUCCGGGAAAAUAUUUGGGUAUGGGAAAAAGUGUAUUUCAAGAAUCUCUAAAAGCUCUAGAAGCUGAUAUUCAGUAUGCUAAUACACUAGUGAUCUUCUAUUCAAAUUCUUCUAAAAGAAUUAAGCAUUUUUUGUCAUGGCAUUAGGCCAUCCAAGGGAUAAAGAAGGAGGAUGCUUUCAAAUGAGGCUAUCAUACAGUCCAGUGGCCCCAAUUUUUCUUUCUCUUUUUCAGUGGACAGAUUAUCGUCUUGCCGGUGCUUUUGGUUUGCUCAGAAUUCUAAUUUAUGUGACAUAUGGAAAUGGGAAGACUACUAUUUCAAUAUAUGAAAGGAAAGCAAGCAUUCGACAAUUUUAUUCGAUUAUAUUUCCUGCACUAGUGCAACUCCAGAAUGGCAUCACAGAUUUGGAAGAAAGGAAGCAGAAAGAAGUAUAUGCUAUUAGAUUCCAAAAGAAGACUGAUUUCAAAGAUAGAAGAGAAUCAAAAUCUGAAAUUGACAUUGAAAGAGACCAUGAAUGUGGAGUUUGCUUGGAGGUGAAAGCAAAAGUUGUGCUUCCUAAUUGUUGCCAUCAAAUGUGUCUCAAGUGUUACAGAGACUGGUGUCUUAGGUCUCAAUCUUGCCCCUUUUGCCGGGAUAGCCUGAAGAGAGUGAACUCUGGUGACCUUUGGAUUUACACAGACACAAGUGAUAUUGUUGAUGUUGGAACAAUUUUCAAAGAGAAUUGUAAGAUGCUGUUUCUUUACAUAGAAAAAUUGCCUCUUAUUAUUCCAGACCCUAGACAUGUGUCUUAUGAUCCAUUUUUUAGGUGAGGUUUUCCUAGAGGUUUAUAUCUCUAUAUUGCCCUUUAAAUUCUACUUGUAAAUCCAUUUUGGACCAUAAUUUAAUUGUAUAUAUUCUGUUGUCUUUUAACUUUCAGCUUCAAGUUGAUAUAAUUUAUAUAUUUCUAACACAGAAUUCCAAUA